This is a messenger RNA of Oncorhynchus keta (chum salmon), 8030 nucleotides long. RefSeq names its product afadin-like. Gene Ontology annotation, cellular component: adherens junction. NCBI's taxonomy places the organism in Eukaryota, Metazoa, Chordata, Actinopteri, Salmoniformes, Salmonidae. Bases 268 to 6078 code for a protein of 1936 amino acids. Gene Ontology annotation, biological process: regulation of protein localization; signal transduction. The record is from RefSeq and is a predicted model, not a curated record. The transcript has 34 exons. Gene Ontology annotation, molecular function: cell adhesion molecule binding.
UAAGGAUGUGAACGCGCACCAAGGUAGUCCCAUUUGGUUCCCGGGGAGAGAGAACGGAGUGCGAUAAACGAGAGAGUGGGACGCGGAAACAGCAGGAGCGGUCCGCGAGAGAGGUGCAGCGACCGGUGACAGCUUUUCACUCGAACCGUAUAGAGACCAAAUAAUUGCUGCAUUUGUCUUUUUUUCCCGUGAAGUUUCGGAUCAGAGGCUUUUUGUAGGGACAAGGGGAUCUUUCUUCUGUAUAGAGAGUAUCAUUCGGGAUUCAGAAUGUCGGGGAGCAGGGAGGAGGAGCGGCGGAAACUAGCUGACAUCAUUAACCACUGGAACGCCAACCGGCUCGACCUGUUCGAGAUCAGCCAACCCACCGAGGACUUGGAGUUCCACGGCGUGAUGCGUUUCUACUUCCAGGACCGCGUGGCGGGGAACUUUGCCACCAAGUGCAUCCGCGUGUCCUCCACGGCCACCACUCAGGACGUCAUCGAGACGCUGGCCGAGAAGUUCCGGCCCGACAUGAGAAUGCUCUCCUCGCCAAAAUACUCCCUCUACGAGGUCCACGUCAGCGGGGAAGAACGGAAGCUGGACCUGGAUGAGAAGCCACUGGUGGUGCAGCUCAACUGGAACAAAGACGACCGCGAGGGACGCUUCGUCCUCAAGAACGAGAACGACAUCAUCCCCAAGAAGAUGCAGAGCAAUGGGCCGGAGAGGGAGAAGGAGGGAGUAAUCCAGAACUUCAAGCGGACACUGUCCAAAAAAGAGAAGAAGAAGGAGAAGAAGAGAGAGAAGGAGGCUCACAUUCCGGACGGAGAUGAGCAAGCACUGAACAGAGAAGAUGGAGAGAACUCCAGACUGGCGGCGGAGGUGUACAAGGACAUGCCGGAGAACAGCUUCACCAGGACCAUCUCUAACCCUGAGGUGGUGAUGAAGAGGAGGCGGCAGCAGAAACUGGAGAAGAGGAUGCAGGAGUUCCGCAGCAGCGACGGCAGGCCCGACUCGGGGGGGACGUUGAGGAUCUAUGCAGACAGUCUGAAGCCCAACAUUCCUUAUAAGACCAUCCUGCUGUCCACGACAGACAUGGCAGACUUUGCUGUGGUGGAGGCCCUGGAGAAGUACGGCCUGGAGAAGGAGAACCCCCGGGAGUACUGCAUCGCCAGGCACACAGAUGACAAGUCUGGGAAGGAGAUCGUCCUGGACGAUAUGGAGUGUCCUCUUCAGAUCUUCAGAGACUGGCCCAACGACCGAGGAGCCCUCGUGUUCCAGCUGAAGAAGAGACCUCCAGACUACGUGCCUAAGAAGGGCCGGAAACCAGAGGACAAGGGCCUCAGAGGGAAGGGCAUGGACGGGCCCCUGUACGGCUCUCUACCCCCAGAGAAACUGCCGUACCUGGUGGAGCUCAGCCCAGGGAGGGGAAAUCACUAUGGCUACUACACGUAUCAGCACCUGGAAGACGGCUCCGACUCCAGGGACAAACCGAAGCUCUACCGUCUGCAGCACAGUGUCACUGAGGUGGGCUCAGACACGACAGACGACGGCGCCAUCCAGCUGUUUGGUCCAGGUAUCCUGCCCCACCACUGCAAACUGAUGCACACAGAGGGUCUGGUGACAGUGACGCCACACAGUCUGGAGGCUGAGACCUACGUGGACGGCCAGCGUGUCACCGAGACCACCGUGCUGCGAAGCGGAGCCACACUUCAGUUCGGCGCCUCCCACGUCUUCAAGUUUGUGGACCCCAGCUACGACCACAGCAUGGGCAAGGGAGGUCCCGGACCGAUGAUGAGAGGAAGGCACAAGUCAGGGAGUGUUUCUGAGACGACCUUUGACCUGCAAGGGGACAUUCACAGUGGGACGGCCCUCCCCGCCAGCAAGAGCUCAGGGAAGCUGGAUAUGGAGCGUUCAGCCAACGGCAGCGAGAGAGGCAUGGUCAAACCCAUGAUCCGCGGGGAGCAGCAGGACGGCAGGUCCCAGGACAUCCUGAGCCCAGAACUGACGCUGCCGGCCAGCAUCGAGUUCAGGGACAACUCCGAAGAUGCCUUUCUGUCGGCUAUCAUCAACUACACCAACAGCUCCACGGUGCACUUCAAGCUGUCCCCUACCUACGUACUGUAUAUGACCUGUCGCUACGUCAUGUCCAGCCACUACCGGCCCGACGUCAGUCCCUCGGAACGCACUCACAAGGUCAUAGCCAUCGUUAACAAGAUGGUGAGCAUGAUGGAAGGAGUCAUCCAGGAGAUUCCUGAAGGGGCCCAGAAGCAGAAGAACAUCGCGGGGGCCCUGGCCUUCUGGAUGGCCAAUGCCUCAGAGCUACUCAACUUCAUCAAACAGGACAAGGACCUGUCGCGCAUCACACUGGACGCCCAGGACGUGCUGGCACACCUCGUCCAGAUGGCCUUCAAGUACCUGGUCCAGUGUCUGCAGUCUGACCUGAAUAAUUACAUGCCUGCGUUUUUGGAUGACCCAGAGGAACAGAACCCUCAGAGGCCCAAAAUAGAGGACGUUCUGCACACCCUGACGGGCGCCAUGUCGCUGCUGCGCCGUUGCCGUGUCAACGCGGCGCUGACCAUUCAGCUGUUCUCGCAGCUCUUCCACUUCAUCAACAUGUGGCUGUUCAACAAGCUGGCGAUGGAGGCCGACUCUGGACUGUGUUCACACUACUGGGGCGCCAUCCUCCGCCAGCAGCUCAGCCACAUCGAGGCCUGGGCAGAGAAACAGGGCCUGGAGCUGGCCGCCGACUGCCACCUCAGUCGCAUCGUACAGGCUACGACUCUCCUCACCAUGGACAAGUACUCCAUGCAGGACGUGCAGAACAUCCACAACACCUGCUUCAAGCUGAACUCCCUGCAGCUCAACGCCCUCAUGACCAACUACCACUGUGCUCCCGACGAGCCUUACAUCCCCCCCGAGCUGAUAGACCACGUGGUUGCCGUGGCGGAGAACACGGCAGAUGAGCUGGCCCGUAGCGACGGCCGAGAGGUCCAGCUGGAGGAGGACCCCGACCUGCAACUGCCCUUCCUACUGCCCGAGGACGGCUACUCCUGCGACGUCGUGCGCAACAUUCCCAACGGAUUCCAGGAGUUCCUGGACCCCCUUUGUCAGAGAGGAUUCUGUCGGCUAACCCCUCACCCCCGCUCCCCUGGGACCUGGACCAUCCACUUUGAAGGAGCCGACUGCGACAGCCACUUUUUUGCAGACAACUCCGACCUGCAAAUGCGGAAGGAACCGGAAGUUGUGACGGUCACCCUGAAGAAGCACAAUGGCAUGGGCCUCAGCAUUGUGGCUGCCAAGGGUGCUGGACAGGACAAGCUCGGGAUCUACAUCAAGUCUGUUGUGAAGGGAGGUGCGGCUGAAGUGGACGGUCGUCUGGCUGCAGGGGACCAGCUGCUGAGUGUGGACGGCCGCAGCCUGGUGGGCCUCUCCCAGGAGAGGGCUGCAGAGUUGAUGACGAGGACAGGCUCUGUGGUGACACUGGAAGUGGCCAAACAGGGUGCUAUUUACCACGGCCUGGCCACACUCCUCAACCAGCCUUCUCCUAUGAUGCCCAGAGCGUUACAAGGAGGGCGUGAUAAGAACGGUAAACUGAGACCAAAGAGUGAAGGCUUUGAACUGUACAACAACUCAGUCCAGAACGGCUCUCCAGAGAGCCCCCAGGGUGACUGGCAGGCCUACCCAGAACCAAAGAAGUUGAGCGGGGAGGAGAGACUACUGAAGAACCGGGCCGACCACCGCUCCAGCCCCAACGUGGCCAACCAGAGUCAGAGUCCAGGAGGAAAUACCGUCUACCCAGGAGGACCUGGGACAAAGAUCACCUCUGUCUCCACGGGCAACCUGUGUGCUGAUGACGAGACCUCUCCACCUCGUCCCGAGGCCUACCCAAUCCCUACUCAGACCUACCCCAGGGAAUACUUCACCAUCCCAGCCUCCAAGUCUACAGACCGGAUGGGCCCGGCCGCGGGGCAGUUAUACACUGACGACAGGGGCCCUCCUGGCUCCAUGGAAGACCACCACAACAGCAGCAUCGCCAUACAGCAGAUGGGCCACUCUCAGGAGGAGCUGUGUGACCUCCCAGGGGGCUACCCCCCAGCCCCCCUGCGCCCUGAGGACCUGGUCCACCUGCAGCAGCAGCAGAGAGAGGCUGACUACCAGCGGGCCAGUGGGGAACACUGGGUCAACCACCACCAGGUCUCCUCCUCCGUGGAGUCCUCCACCUCCAGCCAGGAGCACCUCAACUACUCCUCCAACAAGACCCAGAGCAACCACAAGAGUGGCCCAGGACGCUGGAAGACCCCUGGCCCCAUCGCCCCGCACCCAGGCCCCGUGGCUCAGGCCACACGCACAGACCUCCCACCCCCUCCACCGCCCCCUGUACACUACCAGGACUUUGAUUCCCAGCUCGACCUGCCCCUACCCCCCCCUCCCUCUGCCUCCCAGCAGCAGGCAGCAGCCGCCGACCGCAAGAAGCGCGAGGAGCAGCAGCGCUGGUAUGAGAAGGAGAAGGCCCGGUUAGAGGAGGAGAGGGAGAGGAAAAGGAGGGAACAGGAGAGGAAGCUGGGACAGGUCCGUAACCCAUCCAUGCCUGUAGCCCACAACAACAACCAACAUGGGGGCACACUCCCCCCUCCCACACAGCACUAUCAGAUGCCCCCUCCCCAGUCCCCCAUGCCAAUGCAGCAGGUGCCCUUGCCCUACUUCCCCCCCCAGGGCCAACAGCAGGCCCAGCAGCAGCAGCAGCCCCCCAGGCCUGAGAAACUGUCCACUCUGCCCAGAGCAACAACCCUGCCCCCUCAGGGUAACCCAAUGGACACAGUGAUCAGAGAGCUGCUCCCCCAGCAGCAGCCCCGCACCAUCGAGCGCCGGGAUCUGCAGUAUAUCACCAUCAGCAAGGCGGCGCUGUCCUCCAGCGACAGCCUGUCCCCAGACCCCUGGAAGAGAGACGCCCGGGAGAAGCUGGAGAAGCAGCAGCAGCUGCACAUCGUAGACCUGCUGGACAGGGAGAUCCAGGACCUGCAGGCCAAGCCGGAGCGUACGGCCGAGGAGAGCGACCGGCUCAGGAAGUUGAUGCUGGAGUGGCAGUUCCAGAAGAGACUGCAGGAGUCCAAGCAGAGUGAUGAGGAAGAUGAGGAGGAUGACGACGAGGACGUGGACUCCAUGAUGAUCAUGCAGCGGCUGGAGGCGGAGAAGAGAGCAAGGUUGCAGGAUGAGGAGCGGCGGCGGAAGCAGCAGCUGGAGGAGAUCCGUAAGCGCGAGGCGGAGGACCGGGCCAAGCAGGAGGAGGAGAGACACUGGAGAGAGGAGGAGAGGGCCAGACGAGAGGUCGAUGAGAAGAGGAGGCAGGAGGAGGAGUACUACACACGUCUGGAGGAAGGGCGGCGCCGGCAGCACGAGGAGGCCGAGCGCAAGCUGCUGACCCCUGACGAGCCUGGUCUGUACAGACCUCCCCUCCCCAGGGACUACCAGCCUCAGCCCCCCCCUCCCACUGCAUCCCACGCAACCACUGCCACUAACGCUCCACCACCCCCACCUCAGAGAAACACUUCCUACCUCAAAACCCAGGUCGUCUCCCCUGACGCCUUGUACACUGCCAAGUUUGUCUCGUACAAUGACGAGGAGGAGGAGGACGCUGCAGGUCAGGUUAAGCUCUCCGCCACCAGAAAGUCCUAUGGUGACCUCCCGCCCGCGCACAAGCCGCAGCUGCCUGCGCGCAAGCCCCGCCCUCUGUCUGAUGGGAUCUUUCUGUCCAGCUCAUUCCAGCCGCCGGCUGUCAAUGCCAACAGUACUGCAGGGCAGCCCCCUCCCCCUCCCAUCAAACCCAGCCUCAGCUUCAUCCCGACAGGCAACUCUAAAGGAUUUAAUUCAUACACUGGAAACACAACCGGGGUUGUAGGAUCAGAAGAUGGUUACAAGGACCUGCGAGAGAAAUGGACAAAAGGUGGUCAAGAACAGGAAAACACUUUAACUGGAGAAGCGCCAGAGAGUAUGACCUUCAAGGAGCGCCAGCGGCUCUUUUCCCAAGGGAAGGAGGUGUCUAACAAAGUCAAGGCCUCACGGAAACUCAUGGAGCUGGAAAAUGAACUCAAUACAAAGUAGUAGACUGGAGCCUUAGCAAGACAGACCGCCAAGCCCCAACUCGGCAAUGAGAAAGAGAGCCAGGUUUUGUUUCCCAGUGACUCAACCUUUUUUGUUUAAUAACUGGACCAUUACGUACAAUUUAAAUGUAUCAUUGCAAUAGGAGAGACAUUUAUUUGCUUAAUUUCCCUCUUAAACUGUCGAAGAUAUAUUAAAAUAAACCACUGUAAAAACGUUUUAAUUAUACUAGUAAGACACAACCUGAAAUCACGUGAAGGGGGGGAUAUAUUAAAAUACACCACUGUAAAAACGUUUUAAUUAUACUAGUAAGACACAACCUGAAAUCACGUGAAGGGGGGUAUAUUAAAAUACACCACUGUAAAAACGUUUUAAAUUAUACUAGUAAGACACAUCUGAAAUCACGUGAAGGGGGGGAUAUAUUAAAAUACACCACUGUAAAAACAUUUUAAUUAUACUAGUAAGACAUCUGAAAUCACGUGAAGGGGUGGGGGGUAUAUUAAAAUAAACCACUGUAAAAACGUUUUAAUUAUACUAGUAAGACACAUCUGAAAUCACGUGAAGGGGGGAUAUAUUAAAAUACACCACUGUAAAAACGUUUUAAUUAUACUAGUAAGACAUCUGAAAUCAUGUGAAGGGGGGAUAUAUUUUUGUUUGUAAAAUGAUUCUUGGGUUAGGGAUGAAAAGUUUUGCUUUAUUUAAAACAAAAAUGUAAUAGCUUACUGUAAUGUGGAAUAUUUUAUGGUAUUUAUGCUCCUUCUGCAUUACAUAUUUUCACACUUAAUUUCUCCUUGUUUAAAUAAAUGCCCAGGCUUUUCCAUACCAGACUAAUCAUUUUAGUUAACUUAUACGCAGUGGAGGCUGCUGAGGGGAGGACGGCUCAUAAAUGGCUGGAACUGAGCAAAUGGAAUGGCAUCAAACACAUGGGAAACUUGUUUGAUAUAUCGAUACUAUUCCACUAAUUCCGCUCCAGCCAUUACCAUGAUCCCGUCCUCCCCAAUUAAGGUGCCACCAACCUCCUGUGACUCAGUGAUUCAAAUGGAGUAAUGUUGUCCAUUCUGGUUUGUGAUACACUGUUCUUCAUUCCUUAGAAUGUGGGUUUAGUUUUGCUCCAGCUAUUACUGGAAGAUGCUAUGACUUCCACAUAUAUAAACUGGUUUACUGGGUCCUACUGGGGGUCCACUUUAGUGCACACACACACACUGUAAAUAUCUCUCUCGUUCCAAACAGAACUUAUACUUCGUGAUAGUAGCAACUCUCAUUUGGUGUUCAUCUUCAGAAAUGGACAGUAAAGAACUUUAUAGAAGUGUGACGUAGGAAAUUUAAACAAUUAACUCCUAUCUUUUGGUUCUCGCUGUCAAUGGGGGUGUUAACAGUUUUUCAAUGUUUUCUAUUCCCCCCACUUUAUAGUAUUGAUUUUCUUUGAAUUGAAUAGUAAUUUGCAGAGUUGUGAAAUUUGACAAGUUGUAAUACAUCACCAGUAUGAGGGAAAUUACUUCACUGUCAGUUCAAAUGAUAAUAAAAAUCAAAAGUAGGAACAUUGUUUGAACCUUAUGUAAUGUACUUGCACAGAUAUUGUUUAUUUAAAAUGUUUGAGCCUUUUAAAUCUAUAAAACAUGGAAUACAUUUGGAUCUAUAAGGCUACUGUAGGAAACUAUUAUUUGAAGGAUUUGGGCAGUAUGCUAUUUACAUGAAGUAAAUCUCUCCAGUCUUAAACCCCUACAUCUCUUCAUUCACAGCUUUUUGAUCCAUCUUGUGUAAAUAUUCUUUUCAGGAGAACAUGUGCCAGAUUUCACUGUUAACUUUAAUUGUGCAUAAAGUAACUGUGGCAAUAUCCUGUUUCAGCUUCAAAUACUGUAUUCAACCUUUUCUCAUUUUAGGUUACACAUUUUAAUAAUUUAAAUUGUUUUGCUUGAGCCUUUUGUAAAUCAUGAAUAAAUACAGAUUUUACAAAA